Messenger RNA from Sporothrix brasiliensis 5110, 609 nucleotides. RefSeq lists its product as uncharacterized. The record is from RefSeq and is a predicted model, not a curated record. The coding region runs from base 1 to 609 and encodes 202 amino acids. The transcript has a single exon. Lineage: Eukaryota; Fungi; Ascomycota; Sordariomycetes; Ophiostomatales; Ophiostomataceae.
AUGUGGCGCUCGGGUCUCUGCGCCCUCCUUCUCGGUGUGGCUACCCAUGUGGCCGCUUUCGCCAUCCCUCCGGGGCAGGCAGACGGUGUUUACAGUGUUUGGACUCGUCCUGAUGGAACCGAGGAACACACGAUGAUCAUGAAUGCCACAGAAGCCCUGCUCAUCCGCAGCGAGCCCCACGGUCUUGGCCGCUCUCUCGCGCGUCGGGAUAGGCUCGCUUCUCGGUGGGCCAUAAACGAAGGCGUCAGUUGCGCUUCCGGCCAAGAACGACUCGACCCUGGCGAUUGCGACGCUGCCAAUAGCAUGCUCGACAACCAAUGCGGCAACGGUGCCACUGUACGAAUGGGAAUGGACUUUUACUCCAUCCGCAACUGUGCAGUGGCCUAUUUUUGCAACUUCAGUGGCUAUUACGACGCAAAUUGCGAUGCCCAAACACGGCGAGACUGGUCUGCAGCCAUUACACAAAAGUGUGGGCUGUACAUGCCAGGUUGGGGCCGGCACAUCUCCAACGAUGACGGGCCAUUCAGCAAGGAGAACAACUUUUCCUAUGGCUACGAGAAUUAUUGUCACGGGGGCAAUAACUUUUGCAGCCGUGGCAUCAAAGGUUAA